This is a messenger RNA of Suillus paluster, 1020 nucleotides long. RefSeq names its product uroporphyrinogen decarboxylase. NCBI's taxonomy places the organism in Eukaryota, Fungi, Basidiomycota, Agaricomycetes, Boletales, Suillaceae. The record is from RefSeq and is a predicted model, not a curated record. Gene Ontology annotation, cellular component: cytosol. Gene Ontology annotation, molecular function: uroporphyrinogen decarboxylase activity. The transcript is spliced from 4 exons. The coding region runs from base 1 to 1020 and encodes 339 amino acids. Gene Ontology annotation, biological process: heme biosynthetic process.
AUGGCCCAGGCCCAGUUUCCACCUCUAACGAACGACCUGCUCCUCCGCGCAGCUCGCGGUGAGCAGACAGAUCGCGCACCCGUAUGGGUCAUGCGCCAAGCAGGGAGAUAUCUACCAGAGUUCCGAAAAAUCCGUGAAAACCACGAGUUCUUCGAGGUAUGCCGCACGCCCGAUCUCGCGACCGAGAUCACCAUGCAGCCUAUCCGGCGGUACGCCGGCUUGCUCGACGCGGCCAUCAUCUUCUCCGACAUCCUUGUCGUGCCGCAAGCUAUGGGUAUGGAAGUGAUCAUGAACCCAGGUCCGCACUUCCCCAACCCCUUGAACACGCCCGAGGACAUGGAGAAGCUGCCCCGCGAGGUAGAUGUGGAGAAAGAGCUCGGUUAUGUGUUCGAGGCGCUCACCCUCACGCGGAAGACCCUUGCGGGGCAGGUUCCCCUCAUCGGCUUUAGCGGGGCGCCGUGGACACUUAUGAUGUACAUGAUCGAGGGCGGCGGAAGUCAAACACGUCAGAAAUCGAAGACAUGGCUCUUUAAAUAUCCAGAAGCUUCAAAGCAGCUCUUGGAGCGCAUCACAGACGUCUGUGUGAGAUAUCUUAUCGGUCAAGUGAACGCCGGCGCACAGCUUCUGCAGAUAUUCGAUUCGAAUGCUGGAGAUCUGUCUCCAUACGACUUUUCGAAGUUCGCUCUACCUUAUCUCAAGCGUAUCGCGGACGAAGGUUCGCGAGGGUUUGAGGGCGCGACAACUCCCUGUCACCCUCGGGAUGUUGCCAGGCUCACUGAUGGGAUCAUCGACGGGAGAACCAUCACUAUGCAAGGCAACCUCGACCCCGUGGUGCUCUACGGCGGUAAAGAAGCCAUAGAACGCGAGGUGAAGAGGAUGUGCAAGGCAUUCCAAGAUGCUAGGGGUGGUGCAUGCAAAGCAUGGAUUGCGAAUUUGGGUCACGGCAUCACACCAGGCGUUGAUCCAGAAGACAUGAAGUUCUUCUUGGAGUGCGUUCACAAAUACUCAGCAGUGUCAUGA